Pleurotus ostreatus (oyster mushroom) is the source of this 1158-nucleotide messenger RNA. RefSeq lists its product as uncharacterized. Gene Ontology annotation, molecular function: protein binding. NCBI's taxonomy places the organism in Eukaryota, Fungi, Basidiomycota, Agaricomycetes, Agaricales, Pleurotaceae. The coding region runs from base 1 to 1158 and encodes 385 amino acids. The record is from RefSeq and is a predicted model, not a curated record. The transcript has 2 exons.
AUGUUCUCGGAUUUCGAAUCAGAGUCGGAGUUCAGCAAUUCAGAGUCUGAAGAUGCCUGCAAUAUCUACGACAAAGCACCCUUGAAUUGCCCAGCCCAAGACAUUAUUGACGAAGAAAUUGCUGCACAUGAGGCCGAACUUCGCGAACUGCGUGGCCGUAGAAACAUAUAUAGCCCUAUCUCAAAACUACCCAGCGAGAUUCUUGCCAAAAUCUUCGUCCUAGUAAGAUGGACAGACAACUCUCUUAGUGUUGGCGGCAUCUGCCAUACCUGGCGCGAAGUCCUUGUCGACACAAGCGAAGCAUGGAACAAAAUCAACCUAUCCAAAAUCGAUUCUCUCGACCAUGCCGUCACAAUGCUAGAACGCACGAAACAAGCGCCGCUAUAUAUCGAAUGUCUGCAAGCUCCUAACCUCGAGGCUCUGCAUCUUACGAUAUCGCAGAUUUCGAGAAUCCGAUGUUUAGACAUUAGUAUGCGUGACCUUGGAGAUUCUCUGGCAACUAUCGCUAGCGUUGGCUCAGAGAUGAAGAAGAAAUCUCUUCCGAAUCUGCAGCGGCUAGCACUGCGAGGAGAGACAGGGCCAGGUAUUGGCACUGUGGCUGUUUUUGAAGGCGUAUUCAGCAUGGAUAUGCCGAGCCUUCAGACCCUCGAACUCCACAGCAUAUCGCUCCAACCCGUACAAUUCUUGCCAGUGUUCCCUCUUCUUCGGAAACUCCGGAUCAUCAAACCGAACACAUUCCUUUCAUCGUCCAAAGUUCUGAUGGUUCUCCGUUGUACUCCGGCCCUGCGGGAACUUGAAAUGUGGAGUUCCUCUCCCCUAGCUCCCGAAGAAGGGCACAAUCAAGUCGAACGUGCAUCUGUCGCUCUCCCCCACCUCUCAUCGCUUUCUCUCCGGUCCAUCGACCUCGUCGACGUGGCAGGCCUAAUUCAGAGGAUUCAAUACCCUGCUUCGACGUGUGUGCGGCUCCGAUCUGUCCAUGGUCCAUAUGAUACGGAUCACAUCAAGAUACUAUCUGCUAUUCUCUCACACUUUGCACAAAGCGCGUCGGCGGCGUUGGCCGAUGGCAUGUGGCUAUUGGAUUCAUCUAGGCUCCCUGGGUUCCGACUGGGAGUGUCGCUCUACUUGACAUACAUUGCGAAAACAGAGCGAGGGGUAUAG